This is a messenger RNA of Miscanthus lutarioriparius, 2772 nucleotides long. Lineage: Eukaryota; Viridiplantae; Streptophyta; Magnoliopsida; Poales; Poaceae. The record is from the annotation of a GenBank genome assembly.
AUGGAGCUUAUCGACCCUGUUGUUGACCAGAGGCACCGCUCCAACUUGCUGGACGGGCAGCUUCUCGCAGCCCUACGUCUUCGUACCCACGACAAGUUGUGGUUACUUGACCACCGCUGGGUUCCACGUCUACGUGCUGCUGGUCUACUUCCGUUUGCACGCCUGGUUGAGCGACACAGGCAUAGGAGUGCGCGUUUUCCAGUGGACCGUGCACUCCUCUCUGCUUGGGUGGACCGCUGGAGACCGGAGACGCACACGUUCCACCUCCCUGUAGGUGAGAUGACCGUCACUCUGCAGGAUGUCGCCAUGCUCUUCGGUCUACCUCUCGACGGUACCCCGAUCGGCCCAGUUGUCGUGCCGGCGGAUUGGGAUGAGCAACUCCUGCACCGUUUCGACGGUGUGUUGCAGCCGGCGGAGGGAGAGCCUGAGCAGUUAGGCUUCCACGACCGCCACGGGCCUCCAAAGGCUUGGUUGUCUCAAUUCCAUGCGGAGAGGCUCACGGACGACGAGGACGACUGGAGGGUGCUGCGACACUUGGAGGCGUACCUGCUUUGGUUGUUUGGUUGGGUACUCUUCACCAGUUCCCACCACGACACCGUCGACAGGCACUUCGUCCACUACGCGGCGCAGAUAGCGUACGCACCACUUGAGGCGAUUCCCCAGUACAGUUGGGGUUCUGCAGUGCUUGCAGCUACGUAUCGGGCUUUGUGUGACGCUUGCACUCGGAGGACUUCGACAGGUACGUUGGCUGGUUGUCCGUUGUUGCUGAUGUUGUGGUCGUUCGAGCGGUUCGACAUCGGUAGGCCGACCCUGUCGUCGUACGAGCCGUACGCCGACGAGGUGUACGUUUUCGACCUGUUUGGUGAGGCCGACGAGCUCGAUGCCCCAACGAUGGGCACACUCUGGUUGUCCCGUGACCCUAGGUGGGCAACAGGCACGGGUAGAGGCACGUACAAUGCGUACGUCGCUGCAUUGGACCAGCUCACAGCUGACAGGGUUCGGUGGACCCCGUACACAGCAGCUGACAUACAUGCCCGUGCUCCGCGUGGCUUGUCGGAGUUGUGCUACCGAGACCAAGAGCUGUGGUGCACGAGGAAACGACUGGUGUUCGACAUCUUCGUCGAGCCAUAUUGUCCAGAGCGGGUGGCACGUCAGUUUGGCCGUGCGCAGGUCUUUCCCCUUCCCCGACUUGAGUUUGACGGGUCCCACGGGCAUUCAAGGAAAGGUCAAGGUAUAGCGUUCGAGCAAUCGUGGGUGGAUAGGAUGGUGCUUUGGGUCAACGCCUGGGCACAGGCUGCCGCCGACGUGCACGACCUUGGUGGGCCAUUCGACGAGGGCACGUACCGAGAGUACUUGCGUUGGUUCCACGGAGCCACACGCGUCCGUUGCUUCCCCGUGCCGGUAGAGGCCGCGCCGCACGAGGCCGAGAUCACCGACACGUUCGUGAUGGAGCCACCAGCUGCUUUCCAUGCGCUGACAGAUAUCUGCAGUGACGUGGGCAACGAGCUGCUUUCGUAUGCCCAGAGGUUUGAGCAGACCCCGCCAACGGUUGGUAGGCUUGAGUUGGUUUCCGCCCUUCGACGACUGGGGCAACGUUGCUUGGCGGGAGUUCGUCGGGCAUCAUGCCGCCAGACCACAGAUGUAGUUGUUGACGUCCACCAGGGUGUGCCUCCACCACCUCCAGUCGUAGGAUCUGGAGGACGUUCUGGUCCUUCCCAGCAGAGGGUUCCAGUCCUAGGUACACGUGCUUCAUGCAGUGACUACACGGAGGGUACUAGCAGCCUAGCCCAUGCCAUGUCGCAGCGCGACGGCGAUGCCAUCGCCAUCGCCGCCCGCCGCCGCGGCGACGAAUCCCUCCCCGGACCCGACACCGGCCCCGCCGGUGGUCAAGUGGCCCGAGGGCGGCGCGCUGACGCGGACUGGGUGGCGGGGCUUGCGUCCACGCUGGACUGGUGCUCACGGCACCUCCCCGCGGACCGCCUCCCGGAGGUGCUCCCGGCCGCGCUGGUCCAGCGCCUGGUCAUGGCCGCCGCCGCCAUCCUGCUCCGCGAGCCCAACCUCGUCCGCGUCGACCCGCGCCCCGGCCAGGCCGUCAUCGUCGUCGGGGACGUCCACGGCCAGCUCCACGACGUCAUCUUCCUGCUCCGCGACGCGGGUUCCCAUCCGAGGACCGCAUCUUUCGUCUUUCAGCGGCGAUUACGCCGAUCAGCGGCGCCUGGGCCUCGAGACCUUCCCUGCUACUACGCGCGUGGAAGGUGCUACUCCCGAAUUGUGUGUUCCUUCUCCGAGGAAACCACGAAUCCAAAUACUGCACGUCAGUAUAUGGUUUCGAGAAGGAGUGAAUGUGAGAUAUUACUUAUUAACAUACUUGAAGUGAGUUACAUGAUUCUAAUUUCUUUUGUGUUAGUGUUCAAUGAUAUGGCUUACUUAGUAUCAAUGGUUAUCUUUGAACUCGGUCAGUUGGUAAUGCUAAUCAUCAGGUCACAUGAAGGUCCAGACGCAAGAGACAAGCGACACGAUCUCUUAGGAAUGGAUAAUGGAUAUACAAUUGAUCACGAAGUAGAAUGUGGGAAACUAAUUACUCUCUUCAGUGCACCAGACUACCCACAAUUUCAGGCUUCAGAGGAGCGGCAUAACAAUCGUGGAGCAUAUAUUGUCCUUAAUCCACCUGAUUUUGCUACCCCUGUUUUCCAUAGCUUUGAAGCUGUAAAGCCUCGACCUGCGGCCCAUCCGUUCUAUGAUUUCGAAGAAGUGAUCGACUCAGAUGAAUAG